Lytechinus pictus (painted urchin) is the source of this 1367-nucleotide messenger RNA. RefSeq names its product sphingosine-1-phosphate lyase 1-like. The transcript is spliced from 11 exons. Gene Ontology annotation, cellular component: endoplasmic reticulum. Lineage: Eukaryota; Metazoa; Echinodermata; Echinoidea; Temnopleuroida; Toxopneustidae. The coding region runs from base 65 to 1258 and encodes 397 amino acids. Gene Ontology annotation, biological process: sphingolipid catabolic process; carboxylic acid metabolic process. The record is from RefSeq and is a predicted model, not a curated record. Gene Ontology annotation, molecular function: pyridoxal phosphate binding; sphinganine-1-phosphate aldolase activity.
GGAGAUAGAUUGGCAGGAAGGCAAGGUAUCGGGGACAAUUUACACCGGAGAAAACUAUGGCAUUAUGGGACAGAUCUUUGAGCUCUUCUGUAGCUCCAACCUUCUGCAGCCCGGUGUUUUCCCUGGAGCUAGGAAGAUGGAGGCAGAGAUUGUGGCUAUGUGCUGUGAUAUCUUCAAAGGUGGCCCAGACUCAUGCGGUACUACCACUUCUGGAGGAACCGAAAGCAUCUUACUAGCGUGUUUGGCUUACAGAGAGAUGGCAAAAGCGAGAGGUGUGCGGAGACCAGAAAUUAUUCUUCCAGACUCUGGACAUGCUGCUUUUGAGAAGGCUGCGCAUCUAUUUGGAAUGAGAAUUAUAAGAACUCCCUUGAAUAAGACCACAUAUGAAGCUGAUGUAAAGGCCAUGAAACGGAUGAUAAACAAGAAUACCUGUAUGUUGGUUGUCUCUGGUCCAAGUUUUCCACAUGGAAUCAUUGAUCCUAUCUCAGAAGUUGCCAGGCUCGGUGUGAAGUACAACAUCCCCGUUCACAUUGACAUGUGCAUGGGCGGUUUCUUGUACCCGUUCUUGAGAUUAGGGGGGCAUGACAUACCCCCUGCGGAUUUCAGCGUGGCAGGUAUCACCAGUAUAUCAGCCGAUUUACACAAGUAUGGCAAAGCACCCAAAGGAAGCUCUGUUGUCAUGUACAGUGAACAGAAGUAUCGUCUAGGACAGUUCUUCGUGUUGACUGACUGGAUGGGAGGGAUCUAUGCUUCCCCUACCCUGGCAGGAACUCGAUCUGGUGCAGUGAUAGCUACGGCAUGGGCAGCUCUAAUGCUCCAAGGCUUCGAUGGAUAUAUCCAGCAUGCUGACAGAGUUAUCAAAACAAGAGAAUCCAUUGAGAAAAGAAUUAGAGAGGUUGAGGGCAUCUAUGUGAUUGGCCAGCCAAAAGUGAGUGCUUUUACCAUAGCAUCCACUGUCUUUGACGUCUUCCGCCUGGGCACUGCCCUGACAGAGAAGGGAUGGCAGAUGUACACUGUUCAAAAUCCAUCAGGUCUAUGUAUGACUGUUACUGAUCUACUGAGCAAGGAGACGGCUGAUCAGUUGGUAUCCGAUGUCAAGGAAUGCACCGCAGAGAUCAUGAAAGACCCCAAUGCCAAAGCGCAAGGCAUGGCGGCAAUCUAUGGCAUGGCGGCGACUCUGCCCGAUCGGUCUUUGGUUGCUGAUUUUGUUUGUGGAUAUCUGGAUGCCUUUUACACUACAGAUAACCAGCAACAGUGAUUUCCAUCCAAGUCUGAAAUAACGACACCUGAGGUUUCUAAUCUACACUCUAAAUCCUGCUAUAGAUCCUCAACAAGCAAUAGCGAUUUCCAUCCAAGUCUGAAAUAAU